CGUCCAAAGUGCCUUCCUCGCCGACAGAGUGCCGCGCAGCUCCUGUUGAAAUUGCACAUACUUUGAUCGUCGUCCGCCUUGCAGACGCUCGCUGUUACAUAACCAGGACCGACUUCCAGACGCCGUCCUGCCUUGAUCACAUCUGAACAAGUGUACAUGGUGUUGCCGUAUAUUCUUCAGCGCCAUCAACUUCCUGUCCGAACAUUUGUAAACUCUCGUCUCGUCUCGUCUUACAUAGUCGUUAUCGCUUCCAUCUCUCGACCUAUCUGUACACUGGUCUAUAAUGUCUUCCUCUUUCUCGUCGCAGCCCCGUCCCAUCACUAUGACUGGCUUCUCGCAGCCGAUCAGGCCUCCCACCAGCGAAGGUCGCAACGGCCAACCUACCUCAGCCUCGUCCACCAACAAUCUGACGAAAUGGCAAGGCACUUCCAACAUAUGGAGCACAAGCUUCAACCCUCCGCCAUCAACUUCCCGUCAAACCACCGCCCCUAGGAACAGCCUUAGCUUUGGGCCUCAGAAUGGGAAGCUUAGUGGGAAGGACACGAUCGAGGGCAGAAGCGGUUCCAGCCAGCUUAUCGACUCUUCUGUCAACGAUGACUACAACACAUUCCGCUCCGGAGUCUUCGCAAAGCGCGACGAUGCAAACCUUCUUGGAGGCCCGCUACCCAAGUCGAACGACGUCUCGUUUCCACAACAUCGCAGCAACAGCAACUCAGGCCUGCCUCAAGCUUAUCCUGGAGCCCCUCGUGGGUCUAUGUCCUUCUCUGCUUCUUCCAGACCCGCAACUAGCGGCAUCAGCUCUGCCACUUCUAUGGCGCCGAAACCGCAAUUCAGCGACGCUUUCGACUCCCCCUUAUCCUACAACACAGACGCGCCUACUGUCUUCACCAAAUUCGACCGUCCUAACAAACCCGUUGCUCCAAGACCGACUGAUUCGGCUUACGGCGAGUGGAUCGGUGGAAACAGCAUGACCCAAUCCCCAGUCGACGAAAGGAGGCGACCUUCAGCCACGGGCUAUUUCAAUGGGCUCCCUAGUGCUCCACCUUCGCGCAAUAAUAGCUUGCCACCGUCUCGACACAGUGACAGUCAGCCUGCCUGGCCCAUUCCUGCAAAUGCAGACCAGUUCUCUUCAUCCCAGGCCCCUACAACUUCUUUCCGCGUCAACAGCUUCUCUUCAACCUCAAGGCCUAAUGGCAGCUUCGGCGCGACGGAUACUCAAGCAGCGUCUUUGGCUCAAUUCUCGCAAAUGAGUUUGCAAGAUGAGUCUCACAGUUUCGCGCUCUCGAGACCUUCCUUCUCUAUGCCAUCUUUCCGCAACCAGUCUCCUUCAACCUAUACCCGCGAUGCUUCGAUCGAUCAGUAUGAAGAUGCCGAGGAGAUAUCUCGUGUACCUCCUGCCUUCGCUUCUGAUGCCUAUUCUAUGGCGUCUCAGACGACCGUUGAUUACCCUGCCUACCGCAUGUCACAAUAUCCCGAACGCUCCCUCGUGAACAGCAACAUGUAUAAUCCUCGAAACACCAACGCCAGUCCCUCUACCUUCGUCAACCAGAGAUUCCAGCAACAAUCAACUCAGGACAUGGACCAUCGUUACAUGCUCAAUCUCCCCUACUCUGCUGUUCCUGGUGGCUACUAUUCUUACCACCUACCGAACGGCUCUGCUAUACACAAUAUCCCUGCUGCGUAUCCUCCCGUGAAUGCGCAGAUGUCAAUCAGUGGUGUUCCAUCUAUGCCCUCCCCGAGAGGCCCACGAGAAUUGGAAACUGGUCACAGCCUGCGCAGUGCUCUUCUGGAAGACUUCAAAACCAACAACAAGACCAGACGCUACGAGUUGAAGGUGAGAUCUUUAGAGUAGCACACCUUGAAAUAAUGGUGUACUAAUAGCUUGUAGGACAUCUUCGAUCAUGUUGUGGAAUUCAGCGGAGACCAGCAUGGAUCACG
Messenger RNA from Aureobasidium subglaciale EXF-2481, 1938 nucleotides. RefSeq lists its product as uncharacterized. The coding region runs from base 284 to 1852 and encodes 522 amino acids. The record is from RefSeq and is a predicted model, not a curated record. The transcript is spliced from 2 exons. NCBI's taxonomy places the organism in Eukaryota, Fungi, Ascomycota, Dothideomycetes, Dothideales, Saccotheciaceae.